GCCAAGGCAAGCUAGAUGAGGCCGAGCAGAUAUACAUACGGGCACUAGCUGGGUACGAGAAAGCACUAGGACCGAACCACACAUCAACCCUCCGCACGGUCGACAAUCUCGGGGUUCUAUAUGCUAGCCAAGGCAAGCUAGAUGAGGCCGAGCAGAUGCAUAUACGGGCGCUAGCUGGGAAGGAGA
This is a messenger RNA of Penicillium egyptiacum, 186 nucleotides long. Lineage: Eukaryota; Fungi; Ascomycota; Eurotiomycetes; Eurotiales; Aspergillaceae. The record is from the annotation of a GenBank genome assembly.